This is a messenger RNA of Fimicolochytrium jonesii, 1003 nucleotides long. RefSeq names its product histone acetyltransferase subunit NuA4-domain-containing protein. Lineage: Eukaryota; Fungi; Chytridiomycota; Chytridiomycetes; Spizellomycetales; Powellomycetaceae. The transcript is spliced from 4 exons. The record is from RefSeq and is a predicted model, not a curated record. Gene Ontology annotation, cellular component: NuA4 histone acetyltransferase complex. The coding region runs from base 85 to 738 and encodes 217 amino acids.
UUGCAAAGGGCAUUCUGAAGAAGGACAACCCAAUCCUCCCAAUCCCACACUUUCCCACGCGCCCAACAAGCCCAGCCAGGCAUCAUGUCAACAGCCCAAACUAACCCACCACCUCCACCGGCACCACUCUCCACAGGAGCAGGAGCUCCGCCAACCAGUGCCGACUCCCAUCCUCCCGGCGACCCGGAGACCCCGCUAACGGCCGGCUCCAUAGGCGACGAUCUGAGCAAUGUGACACCGCAGGAAUUAGCCAAAGCCGAGAAAACGCUGCAGGAACUGCUGAGUCGCAAGAAACAGGUGGAUCGAUCACUGAUAGAACUCGAAAAGCGCAUCUAUAAUAUCGAAACAGGCUACCUGGAAGACACGUCACAGGGCAACAUCAUCCGCGGGUUCGAGGGGUACCUGACGAACACGGGGCUGGGAAAUAGAAAGAAGCAGAAGCUGGUGGAGGAGGAUCGGUUGUUUUCCAGGAGUAGUGUUACGUAUCCUAAGGCAUUGGAAAUAGCCUCCCACACCCGCCACGACGACGACGACAGCUCCCACCGUCACCACUCAACAUCCACCGCCGCGCAGGCAUCAUCGUCCACCUACCGCGGCACACCCACACCGCUCUCGCAAGUAGACCGGUUGAAGAAGGCGGCGCAGAAGAGGCGCAAGUCGAGUUUGAGUGCUGAGCCGGUGGAUGCGACGCCGGUGGCGAGGAAGAAGAGGAGGGGUGGGGAGGAGGAGAAUGAGUGAUGGUAGGGAGUGGGGGUUUAUUAUGGACGGGAGAGUUGAUGUGUAUGGAUUGGGGAGGGAACGGGGGGAGAUGGGGUUUCUUCUUCCGGGCCAUUGUGCACAGUUACUGUAUACCCAGAUCCCGCUUGUGGUGGAGUUUCCCACCGAUUAAUUGGCUCGUAGGAUCAGAGGGUAGUCCGUUGAGGCAAACACAGAAAAGGUGGAGGGCAGUGUACAUGUCUAUUUGCAAGUCAUUUGUAUAUAAAUACAAUUGGAAUCCGUGCCA